UGCACAGCUUCCUCUCAGCCUCCUCCGAGUGGGAAGCAGCAUGUGGACCCUGGCUCUGAUGCUCCUCGCAGCAGCCUGCUUGUUCUCGCUGGGGGUCGCUCUGUGGGUCAUUUGCAGCCAUUUUUUCAUUGUGCACAUCCCUGCAGCGAUUGGCCACCCUGUGAAACUGAGAGUCCUCCAUUGCAUAUUCCAGCUGCUGGUGACAUGGGGGAUGAUUUUUGAGAAGCUCAGAAUCUGUGCUAUGCCCCAAUUUAUCUGUUUCAUGCAAGAUCUGCGGCUGCUGAAGUACGAUCCCGACGUUGUGGUUACAGAUUUACACUUUGGGACAAUCCCUGUGAAGCUGUACCAGCCCAAGGCAUCCAGCUGCACCCUGAAGCCUGGCAUCGUGUACUUCCACGGUGGCGGGGGUGCCCUAGGGAGCUUGAAAACCCACCAUGGCAUAUGCUCUCGUUUGUGCAAGGAGAGUGACUCCGUGGUUCUGGCAGUUGGUUACCGCAAGUUACCCAAAUAUAAGUGUCCAGUGUCAAUAAGAGACUGCUUGGCGGCCACCAUCCACUUCCUGAGGUCCCUACAUGCAUAUGGAGUGGAUCCAGCCCGGGUUGUGGUCUGUGGCGACAGUUUGGGAGGGGGAAUAGCCACAGUGGUUUGUCAAAAACUUGUGAACAUGCCAGAUCUGCCCCGGAUCCGGGCUCAGAUCCUGAUCUAUGCCGUUCUCCAAGUCCUAGAUUUUCAGACCCCUUCCUUUCAGCAGAGAAAGAACAUCCCGAUGCUCUGCUGGAGUUUCACCUGGUACUGUUUUUCUCACUAUCUGGAUAUCAGCUCCUCCUGGCAAGAGGUCAUCAUGAAAGGUGCCCAUUUGCCUGCCAAAGUCUGGGAAAAGUACAGAAAGUGGUUGGGCCCAGAAAACAUCCCGGAGAGGUUUAAGAGCGGCUACCAACAGAAGCCCCACGAGCCCGUGAAUGAAGCUGCUUACUUGGAACUAAGUGUUGUCCUGGAUGUGAUGUGCUCGCCCCUGAUUGCAGAAGAUGACAUAGUGUCUCAACUCCCGGAAGCUUGCAUCGUGAGCUGUGAGUAUGAUGCCCUCCGGGACAGUUCACUGUUGUACAAGAAGAGGCUGGAAGACCUGGGAGUGCCUGUGACCUGGCACCAUGUGGAGGAUGGUUUCCACGGAGUGCUCAACACCAUUGACCUGAACUUCUUGUACUUCCCCAGCUCCACGAGAAUUCUGAAUGUGUUAACCCAUUUUAUAAAGGGACUGUGACCAUCUUUCUUCUCUGCUGGUGCUGUGGUGUGGAUUCCACGGUCAUCCAGCCUCCCACAGGACUCUCUGUUGCUGAUUUAGGUGGUGCAUAGUGAGGCUAGGGAGCAGAUGGAGGUUGCUGUCUCCUUUCUGAUCUAGGUUCUAGAACCACACAAUGUCCAGAGGAUGCCAUAGAGAAGACAGGUUUGCAGGUGGGGGUGGGGCUCUCUGUCUUUGGCCUCUAUUGGGAAAACAUGUGGGGACAAUCUACAGUGGCCAUUUGUGGGAGUGAAUCACAGGUAAGGACUGUUCUCAGCCUCCCUAAGGGGCAGUUCAGAC
Molecule: messenger RNA, 1579 nt
Organism: Sapajus apella (tufted capuchin)
Lineage: Eukaryota; Metazoa; Chordata; Mammalia; Primates; Cebidae
Gene: AADACL3
Product: arylacetamide deacetylase like 3
Exons: 4
Coding region: 41-1261 (406 amino acids)
Cellular component (GO): membrane
Molecular function (GO): carboxylic ester hydrolase activity
Source: RefSeq, a predicted model, not a curated record